AUUUCAACUUCGCUAAGGAGUGAUUUCAACAAGUGGCGGAGAAAGUUUCACCGGCUCCCUACUUUCUUCAUCUCUGUAACUUUUGAGCUAUCUUUCCCUGAGGAUGGGUGACUGGAGCGCUCUGGGUCGUCUACUGGACAAGGUCCAGGCCUACUCUACCGCUGGUGGGAAGGUUUGGCUGUCUGUCCUCUUCAUCUUCAGGAUCCUGGUUCUGGGUACUGCAGUGGAAUCCGCCUGGGGAGACGAGCAGUCUGCCUUUAAAUGUAACACGCAGCAGCCCGGUUGUGAGAAUGUCUGCUACGACAAAUCCUUCCCCAUUUCUCACGUUCGCUUCUGGGUCCUUCAGAUCAUUUUUGUGUCGACACCAACCCUCCUUUAUUUGGCUCAUGUCUUCUAUCUGAACAGGAAGGAACAGAAAUUCAAAAGGAAGGAAGACGAGCUUAAAGCCGUGCAAAAUGACGGAGGAGAUGUUGACAUUCCGCUGAAGAAAAUUGAGAUGAAAAAGCUUAAGUAUGGCAUUGAGGAGCACGGCAAAGUGAAGAUGAAAGGUGCUCUGCUCAGAACCUAUAUAUUCAGCAUUUUCUUCAAGUCUAUAUUUGAGGUGGGCUUUCUGGUUAUCCAGUGGUACAUUUACGGUUUCAGCCUGGCUGCAGUUUACACCUGCGAGAGGGAUCCAUGCCCACACAGGGUGGACUGUUUCCUGUCCCGUCCCACAGAGAAGACCGUCUUCAUCAUCUUCAUGCUGGUGGUUUCACUUGUGUCCCUACUGCUCAACGUCAUUGAGCUUUUCUAUGUGUUCUUUAAGAGGAUCAAAGAUCGUGUGAAGGGCAAACAGCCUCCCACACUCUACCCCAGUGGAGGCACUUUGAGCCACACCGCUAAAGAACUGUCCACUGCCAAGUAUGCCUACUAUAAUGGCUGUUCAUCUCCAACUGCUCCACUCUCACCCAUGUCUCCUCCAGGCUAUAAACUGGCCACCGGGGAGCGGGGAACUGGCUCAUGCCGUAAUUAUAAUAAGCAGGCAAACGAGCAGAACUGGGCCAACUACUCCACAGAGCAGAACCGUCUCGGCCAGAAUGGAGGAGGAAGCACUAUUUCAAACUCCCACGCACAAGCCUUUGACUUCCCCGAUGAUACCCAUGAGCAUAAGAAACUGUCCUCAACAGCAGGACACGAGCUGCAGCCGCUGGCUCUGAUGGACGCCAGGCCUUGUAGCCGGGCCAGCAGCAGGAUGAGCAGUAGAGCCAGGCCAGACGACCUGGACGUGUAAACCCCGGUUCCACCUCCUCCCUCCUCCCUGCCUGGCUGAUGACAUGUGGCUGCAGCCAGAGAACCAGGAAACACUCAAUCACAUAGGUUCAAGCAGGAGGUGGGGCUAUCCUCAGUCACUGUCUUCAACAUAGAGACUCUUAGUUAAUCAGAGAGACAUUAAAACUUGUUAUAUAACACUGUCAAAGGUACAAGUUGCAAAUAAUUUUGAUGACUUUUACCAUAACUUUUUUUUUUAGUGGAGCUAACCCAGCUUUAAGAGAACAGAGCAGGAACGGCGUCUAACAGAGGUGUUCCUUUAGAAGCAGUCACUCUUCAGUACAAGAACAGAGGAGCACACUGGUCAAAGUGACUCGUUUGCUUUUUUAACUUGCCAAGCUUUUGUUGAAGGAAAAUAUGUUUUCAUAGUUUCUGCUAUGCUUCCUAUUGGUUACAGAAUUUUCCGUUACAAUGAAGGUGACAGCUUUACAACAGGAUGACUUGAAAGCUGUGUCUUUUUAACAUCUGGCCAGGAACAACAGGUACAAAUUUGCCUUCUAGGCUGAACUGUGGUUCAUUUUUGUUGUUCUUUUUUUAAUGCACGCACAGCGCAGCACAGCCCAGCAGCAAUAAGAAACAAAUCCCCCAUCACCACAUGUCUCACACCCCCAUAUGUUGGCAAAAUGAUCGAAACCACAUUGACAUGAGCACAUUGUGACUGUCCAUUCUGAUUGUGGGCAGUAAUAUAAUGGGCAGUUUGGUAUACACAAAACAAAACUCCCCAUGCUUUCAAUGUUUUACCUUUUCCACUUUGUUAUGGUUAAUUAAAGAAGUGAGUUUGUGGGAGAUACGAUAUAAACUCCCCUGUGCCAAAGCCAUUUGCUUUGUCCACCAAGCUAUUAACCCUCACCUCCUUCCUUAGAACUAUUACUGAAGAAUGAUGUCACAUUACUUCAAUUUUUGCUCCUAACAGUCAUGUCAAGUACGACUGCAACAUAUAUCUUGUCUAAAACACAUGAACAUAAAUGUGUUACAUAUUUGUACAAAUGACUAGUGCUGUUGUUUUUCAGGUAAGGACAGUUCCUUGCAUUAAUAUUCACUUUUAUCUUCACAUUUAAAUAAGUGGUUUUAGAUUUUUUUUUUUUACUUGUGUGAUCACUUGUAUGGUCACCCUAUGCACUCUAUUAUAAAGCUGUGUAGCUCAGCAUGAGACAUAAUAACCAACAGGAAGGAUGGUCAAAAGUAUGAAAUAGCAAAGUAAAAGACAGUUUUUUACACACACACAUACACACACAUGCACACACACAUACGCACACACAGUGUCUCCAAAUUCCUUAUCUACCACUGCACUUAAGUGCUUUUCAUGUCUGAAUUGACGACAGUUUGAUGGACUCGGCCACACAUUGCUUGUGUAAUGAAGCUGGAUUUAUGUGUGAAUCAACACGAUUUCUAAUUUUCCACUUUUCUUCUGCUUUCAGUCAUAUCAUAAAUAUCCCAGUUUUGAAAUACAAUCACAUUAUAGUCACUCAGAGAAAGAGAGGCUAAAAUGUCCAAUGCCAUUGCAUAGACAAAGAGCAACUGUAUGUAAAGCGUUAACCACCUGGCUCAUCCUCUGCAUGUGAGUACAUGUACAGUACAACAUGGUGUCGGGGAGAAUGCUUAAUAACAGUUGUAGUGAAUAUUUAUUGCUUGGCAUCUAUAGGACACCUACCUAAGAGGAAAAAUUGACUACUAUCCAGUGUCUCUAAAUCACAGAAAACAUCUUGUAUCAACUCCCCACAAACUGUAUAUUUAUUGACAGUUUCAAUAAUUCGCUUUUUUUUUCUUUAGUAACUAUGUCAGUCAGUCUGAACUGUUGUUUCCUGAUAAACUUUGAAUUUAUGUGUUGUCAAUCUAUGUUUUCAUUUUGUGGUUUUAUUUGUCUUUUUUUUCAGGUGUGUUUGAGAGUAGCAGGGCAGAGGGUUCAGGCUGUUAUAAUGCAGCAAACAUAAAGAAAGGCUUUAUUACUGUCAUUCAUUUAACAAGUGUGUUCCUUUUUUUCAUCUUUUGUGGGAGGUAGAGAAAAGACAGUAGAAUGAUUAUCUGUGUUUUACAUAUUUGAAUGAAUGAUUCUUUUGUUAUGUAGGUAAUGUUUUGUCUUUCAGACUCGAUGUACCCAUUGCUGCUUGAGAAAUAGAUAUUUAGUACUGUAAAUCAAGCUAACUGUGUCACAAUAAAAAAAAUGUGAGUUUUUAGAAGACUUCUUAUAGAUCUGGACUAAUAUUUAGUCAAUUAUAUUAAAAUGUAUGCCAAUGUAGCUCCACAACUACCAAACACUAGGAUAAAUCUCAAUUUGGGCUUUUUAUUUGUCUUUUUAUCUGAAUUUUUAAGUGUGCAUCAUUCUGUCGGUACUUACAUGUGUCAUAGAUCUUACGGCUACAAUGGUGUUUGCACUGAAAUCUCGGUGAUAGAGGUGUAAUAUGAUGCACACAGUAAGUGGUAAGAGUUUUCUGAUAUACAUUUUACUAAUUUAUUUUAUAACAGAAAUCACUACAGUGCAUAAUAUCAGACAUCUGAACGCUGGUUUCAUUGACAGUUUCUGUGAGAGAUGUCUUCUUCCAUUGACAAAACAAGAGCAAUGGUCAUUUGUUACAGUUCUUCAGACAAUGCUAAUCCAUGGGGAUCCACUGUUGUACAGUGUAUAAGUGCAUGAUAGCGAAACAACAACUCAUUCAUUGUAUCUGUGAAAAACUAU
Scomber japonicus (chub mackerel) is the source of this 3982-nucleotide messenger RNA. It is a transcript of the gene gja1b, whose product is annotated as gap junction protein alpha 1b. Bases 104 to 1270 code for a protein of 388 amino acids. Gene Ontology annotation, cellular component: connexin complex. The record is from RefSeq and is a predicted model, not a curated record. The transcript is spliced from 2 exons. Gene Ontology annotation, biological process: cell-cell signaling; heart development. NCBI's taxonomy places the organism in Eukaryota, Metazoa, Chordata, Actinopteri, Scombriformes, Scombridae. Gene Ontology annotation, molecular function: transmembrane transporter activity.